AUGGCUCGAUCUGUCUUUCUUAUUGGUCCUGGUUUCAUUGGAGGGGAAAUUUUGGACCUCCUCCUCCAGGAGAAUUACAGCGUCACCACGCUGGUUCGUCGACAGUCGGCUGUCGCGGAUUUCGACAAACUGGGUGUCAAGACUGUGAUCGGCACUCUCGACGACGACACCAUCGCAAAGCAGGUCGCUGUUAGUGACAUUGUUUUCCACACGGCGACCGCGGACCACCUGCCCUCUGUUCAAGCCGUGCUUGAAGGAAUCAAAAAGCGGGAGAACCGAGGCCUAGAAACAAUCUACAUUCACACCAGUGGUGCCAGCCUACUCGCUGACACCGCAGCUGGUAAUUACAAAAGCGAUGUCAUUUUCGAUGAUGAAAAUCCUGCCAAUAUUGACGCCCUUCCGAACUCUGCGCCCCACCGCUUGAUCGAUCUAGCCAUAGUGCGCGCGCGAAAAGAAUUGGCCAAGCACUCGAAGAUGGCCAUCAUGAUUCCUCCAAUUAUUUAUGGUAUCAAUAGCCGCGAAAAGCGUACAUCAAUUCAACUGCCUACAUUCGUCCGUUACUCUCUUAAACACGGGUACGCGGGUCAGGUCGGCAAGGGACUUUCAGUCUGGAAUCAGGUCCACGUAAAGGAUCUCGCACGCGGCUACAUAACACUUCUUCAUUGGAUGGAGACCACUUCCGCGAGCGAAGUUGUUCAAAAUCCCUAUUUCUUUUGUGAAAAUGGUCAAGAGCUCUCUUGGGGUGAAUGUUCGGCUGAAAUCGGCCGCAUUCUUAAGGAGGCCGGCCGCCUUGAUGAUGCGGAGCCUAAGACGAUUCCUCCUGAAAACUAUAAGGAUAUUUUCGCCGAAUACACUGAAAUUGUCGGUGGGUCAAAUUCUCGCAACCGUGCAAACCGACUUCGCAAAAUGGGUUGGAAGCCAUCUGAGAAGAACACGUUCGCCUCGUUGGCUGAAGAUGAGAUCCCAACGAUCAUGAAGGAAACCGGUCAAUUCAGCGGCUAUGCCAAGCCCGUGGCUUCUUAA
Molecule: messenger RNA, 1023 nt
Organism: Penicillium odoratum
Lineage: Eukaryota; Fungi; Ascomycota; Eurotiomycetes; Eurotiales; Aspergillaceae
Exons: 1
Coding region: 1-1023 (340 amino acids)
Source: RefSeq, a predicted model, not a curated record